This is a messenger RNA of Closterium sp. Naga37s-1, 1857 nucleotides long. The record is from the annotation of a GenBank genome assembly. Lineage: Eukaryota; Viridiplantae; Streptophyta; Zygnematophyceae; Desmidiales; Closteriaceae.
AUGACUGCCCUUCGCGUCAAUCGCGGCCUCGCGCCAUCUUGGCACAGCCAGCUUUCCGCUUCCGUGCUUUCCGCGCCUGCGCUCUUGCGCAUCCUGUCCCGCGCUCCGAGCAUCACUUCCGUUUCUCUCGCCGAAUGCGCUCUCGAUUUUUACGACGACGCGUUUCUUACCUCGCUAAUCUCCGCCUCCUCGCGACUCGUCCGCCUGAGCCUGCACGAGGCGCGCUUUACGGCAGAGCCUCAGUUUGGAAUUGGUCAUCAGCCUUUGGAUGAGUUUUUUCGCUUGGCGGCGCCGCGGUUACAGGAGCUGGCGCUCUCGCACUGUCUCGGCCAAAUGAUGAAGCUUCCAGAUUCCAUCGCGUCCUUGUCCUCGCUGCGCGUGCUUCGGCUACACUCCAAAUUUCUCCGUAUGCUGCCCGACGGGAUAUGCCAGCUCUCCACGCUCCAGGAGCUCUGCUUAAGCUGCCCGUUACUGUUGCGGCUGCCCGAAGCAAUUGGGAGGCUGGAAUCGUUGACGCAGCUCUCGCUUUCGGAAUGCAAAGGAAUGCGGCAUCUUUCCGAGUCGUUCGGCGACCUUUCGUCCCUCACCUCCCUCCAGAUCGACGGCUCCUGGCAAGUGAUUGGUUUCCCAGUCCGCAUCGGCGCGCUGCAGCGAAUGCGACGGCUGGAGCUGCGAAACUUCGACAACGGGCUGCCAGACGCGUGCAAAAGAUGGACAAAUCUGGAGGAAGUUACGCUGGACUCGUGUCGCAACAUACCCUACCUUCCGGCCGCACGAAUCGAGUCGCUAACGGCUCUCACCAUCCGUAACUGCCGGGAUUUCAACAUCCCCCGAUUCGAACUCAUCUUCGCUUCUCAUCUGCGCCACGUCACCAUCGACUGGGCGAGCUCUGGUGUGUCGCUCGAGUCGCUAAGCCAUCUCACAUCGCUCGAGCGGCUCGAGGUGGCACACGUGCAAGAAAACGAGCCGUUCCCCGUGGGACUCUUCGCUCUGCCGUCGCUGGCUUUCGUGAAGCUGGGUUGCGUCAAGUGGAUGGACGGAGGCAACGUCGUUCCGCUUUGGGAGUCGUACCGUGCAAGCAACAUCUAUCUCACCUAUACAUCUCCCACCGUAAUCUACAACGCAACCCUACCCAUCGCCGCCGCGGCCACGAUUGCCACAUUCCCGCCCCUAGGCCGUUCCCUCCGUCAUCUCGACCUGAGCAUGGGCGAGCACCAACGCUCAGAACGAAGGUUCAUGUCUCCCGGGAUAUGUGCGCUCGAGUGGCUAACCCACCUCACCAUCUCAGAUCUCCAUAUUUCCAACCUCCUGCCAAUAGCCCUCGGGCGGAUGUGUAGUCUCCGCUCGCUCUCGCUCUCCGGUCGCUUCCAGUUCUUCCCUCCGUCCCUCGCGCUCCUCGCGUCGUCCCUGCAGUCGCUGACGCUGCACUUUACCCGCGAAGGCGGCUACUUAAACCGCGACGAUCAGUCUUGCCCGGGAUUUUCCACUCUCCCUGACGGCUUUGGCUCGCUACAGCAAUUGACCCAACUCGAAAUUUCCAAGUGUGCUUCUUUCACGCAUUUGCCCUCCUCAUUCCCCUCCCUCCCUUCUCUCCAAGUGGCCUGCUUCAAUCUCUGCAAGGCUCUGCACUCCCUCCCUCCCCUCAUGGGUCAGAUGCUUCGUUUGGAGGUGCUUCAGUUAUGGGAGUGUGUGGCGCUAAAAUCUCUACCAAGAUCUCUUAGAGAAGCCAGAGCAUUGAGGCAUGUGGAUGUGUAUGGGAGUGGAUUGCUGGAAGAAGGGGGGGAGAUGGGGGUGUUUGGAAAGGGAGUUUGUGUAGUGAGGGGGGGAAAUGGGAAACCGGAGCGUGUGGGGCCCUAG